AUGAAAUCUUUUCCUCAUGUUUUUCCCUCUACUGCUUCGCCGAACAACGUAGAACCCAUAACGAAUGAAACUCGUCGAUUUGCUUUAUUUGCAUCAUCGAUUCAUUCACAACUUCGAUCAUAUAUAUUCUACGGUCCAAUAACGGCAGCGUCAUGGCAACGAGUUGGUUAUAAAGUAAUUGCUGUUUUUGUCGGUGAUUUUAAUAAAAAUAAUAAUACAUUACAACUAAAUUUAACGCAAACCAUGCUAAAACGAUUAGGUGUGCGAAUAGUGAAUUUACAAUGUGACAUAGCAUAUUCUAUAAAACUAUCUCAAUUAGUACGAAUGUUCGGUGGAUUUUUGUCAGAUUCGAUCGUGCGUGAUACAGAUUAUAUUCUUACAUCAGAUAGUGACAUUAUUCCGAUAUCUGAAAAUGAUUAUAAACUAAAAAAUGCUACAGAUGGAUUCAUCUAUAAUGCAUUUUGUUGUGGUUUCUUUAAGCGACGAGAAAAAAAUCAUCAAAUGUAUCCUAUGAGUCAUAUAUGUGUUACAAAAAAAACCUGGCGUAACAUUUUGCUUGAAUCAGUGCAACGGCAGGAGCUUCUCAAUGCUAGUUUAUCGCCGUCGAAUGAUAUUCUUCUGUCGGGCAAAGCUCCAUUCUCAUUUGAAACCAUGAGUCUCUAUACUCGACACGAAUUUCGUCAACUUUACGAUUCAAAUAUGACCAAAGGUGAUGCAGCAUGGUUUAUGGAUCAAGCUUUUUCUUCAAUGCUAUUAAAUGAUUACCUUGAAAAACAUACGAACAUGAAAAUUGAUAAGCGUCAUAAAAAAUCCCAACGUCUUGAUCCACAUUUAUCACAUUUGUUUUGGCAACCGCACAAAUUCAAACAAUUUGGAGAUGCACAUAUUAUGCACGAUGAAAUAUUUGAUUCAAAUAAUUGGGCAGGCUUCAAAAAGUUAUUACAUUAUAUGUUUAAUUCAUCAUUAGUAAAUGAAUUCGAUUUAUAUUAUAAACAGUUCGCUAUUACUUUACGAGAAAAACCACAAUAUGGGGCUUAG
Molecule: messenger RNA, 1038 nt
Organism: Rotaria socialis
Lineage: Eukaryota; Metazoa; Rotifera; Eurotatoria; Philodinida; Philodinidae
Source: the annotation of a GenBank genome assembly